This is a messenger RNA of Cyclospora cayetanensis, 2097 nucleotides long. RefSeq lists its product as uncharacterized. Gene Ontology annotation, molecular function: metal ion binding. Lineage: Eukaryota; Apicomplexa; Conoidasida; Eucoccidiorida; Eimeriidae. The transcript is spliced from 5 exons. The record is from RefSeq and is a predicted model, not a curated record. Bases 1 to 2097 code for a protein of 698 amino acids.
AUGGCGUGCGCAUCGCUCCUAACAGACGACAAUAUACUCCGAUUCAGGACUAAGGCAUGUCUUCGCCUUCUCCAGGGUUCCUGCAGUUUUGGAGACGACCGAUGCCAGUAUUCUCACAGCCCAGUCUGGACACGCCGCUCUCCCUAUUAUGCCUCCCCUAGUAGCCGUCGAGAAAGGUCCGAAGAGACGGAAAGGGAGCCACUACUGCGGUAUCUUCCGGUGCCCUGUGAGAACCUCCAACUGGAGAACGGAAAGGUUGUGAAGGUCAAAUGCCCCAGAGGAAUCAGCUGCCCAUUUUCUCACUCCACAGAAGAGAUUGCAUACCACCCUCUAAUCUACAAGACUGAACCCUGCAAAGCCUUUGCGCAGCGUUCCUGCCGAGUCUACUACUGCUGGAAGAGCCAUGGGGAGAAGGAGCGGCGCCACCACCCGCGAUACGCAUCUUUAGGGGUCGCGAAAGGUCUUGAUGCGCCACUGAACUAUCCAGGGGUCAGCCUUGUGGAGCUGAUGCCGAACAAAAACGGCCGCCGCCGCCGCCAGAGAUUGACAUUAGCGAAUUCUACGAUGACUGCCUUGGAAACAAGUGGCAGCAGAGGCUCUACUGCGUCCGCAGAGAAUGGGAGUCAUGAAAAGGUUGAUCUGUUGCUCAAAGACCUUGUUCAGCACCUUGCGGAUUCCUCGCCUGGAUACGACAGCUCCCUACCCAGAGACGCUCUUUGGGAGCUCGGAGGCAAUCAUCCGGUCAAACCAAUUUUACCACACUCCGCGGAAGAUGCCAAGGGAAAUUGGCCACCUCUCAGGAGCCUAUUGCAUGUCCUUGAAGGCAGGAUAAAUGCCCAGUGCUGCGCUGAGGACGACGGAGCCGCGCUCAGUUUCCCCCCUCACCCAGUACACAGCCUGAAGCAGCAUGCCAAUCAGACAGGAAAGAAACCUCAGAGCUGCGUUUUGAGCCACAACACGCCUUUGGAUAGUUCCACGGAUCAUAUGCAAAUGAGGAGGCCUGCAGUCUACACAGAAAAUUACGAGGCUUUGGGCUGGGCUUUGCCGAAUUUAAAACACCAACUCGACGGGAAUCCCGUAGCUUCGUGGGAUAUAAAGGCUCGAAUAGAAGGCCUGUCUAAUUUAACUGGAUCCUUUGCGGCUCCUGCCAACUUCUCACAGCUUGUACGUUCCCAGCAUCUCGGUAUUCAGGCUCCUAUGCAUGCAGGCCUUUAUAGAUGGUGCAGUGGCCUGGGGCCAAAGGACGGUGUGCCUUUUGACGGCGCGUAUAAAGACCAUCGCCGAAAGUCAAUGCCCCUAAGGUAUGCACGCAAUGAAAUGUGGACGAACAAAGGGUGCAUACCCUUAUGUACUAAAGACUCCGAGGUUCUCUCUUGUUCGAAGUCUUUUGGGAGGAGCCUUUGCAGCUCUCAGAGCAGCAGCGGUGGGGGCAUGUGUCCUUGCAGAUGCGUCCAGUCAUCUCCGGCCGCCAGCCCUGAUAUGAAGCAGAGGCUAUGCAAACUUGAGAGUCUUGAGGAACUGAAAGUUGGAACUGUAGAGCACGAGGACAGUCCCUGUACGCGCCUUACUGGCGGUGAUUGUGGCAGCCUGGCGUCCACCUGUUUUUCUCUGGAGUUUUCUCCAACAGGUAGCAACUGGUCAUGUUCGAAAUGUGACAUGGAACACUCUAUUGGUCCUGUAUACAAGGGAGACGAGGAGGUUCAUCUGGAGCAGAUCCAAAUGGACAACGAACCCAGCAGUUCGUGGGGAAGAACCUGCCGGUCGGAGAAAAUUGUGGAAUAUUUGCCUGAAAUGGAGGCCAGAGAAGAGGAAACAGUGCCUUUGAAGGACAUGCAUGGCCCUUCUCAGGAACUAGGAUCUCACGACGAGGCUGAAGUGAAUAAGAAGCUUAUGUCAUGCGUUGUUUCGUUGCUCAAAAUGAUUCAGGAGAAAGAAAGUAUUGACGUGAAAGUCGGGGGGCAGCGGAGGGGCGAAUGCAUGAGCACCAAUGCAGAGUGUGGUGUACGUGAAUCCCCGCAGCCCGCAGAUGAUACCACAAUUGCUUCAGGUAGUCAGAAUAUGGCGGCCUCAUGGAAUAUGGCGAGGCUUGUCGCCUAA